Molecule: messenger RNA, 1177 nt
Organism: Amborella trichopoda
Lineage: Eukaryota; Viridiplantae; Streptophyta; Magnoliopsida; Amborellales; Amborellaceae
Source: RefSeq, a predicted model, not a curated record
ACAAGCUUAUGCUCACAUUUUGUGUGUGUGUGGGUUUGGAUGCAUAUUUUGUGAUUAGACUCAAUUUGGGAUCAUUGUACAUAAUUAAUUUCUAUGUAUUUUAUAGUGCCAAGUGAACCCGCUGCGAUAGUUAUUGAUGGAAAGUCAAUUGCAAAGCAAAUUAGAAAUGAACUUGCAGUUGAAGUAUCUAGGAUGAAAGAUGCACUUGGCAUAGUUCCAGGGUUGGCUGUCAUUUUAGUUGGUUCAAGACCCGAUUGUCAAACUUAUGUUCGAAAUAAGAAGAAAGCUUGUGAAGCUGCGGGCAUUACAUCUCAAGAGGUUCAUUUACCUGAAGAUUCUUCAGAAGCAGAAGUUCUCCCUGCUGUAUCACGUUUCAAUGUUGAUCCUACAGUUCAUGGCAUUCUUAUUCAACUUCCCCUUCCAAAGCAUAUGAACGAAGAGAAAGUUGUGAAUGCCGUUAGCAUUGAAAAAGAUGUAGAUGGCUUUAAUGAGUUGAACAUGGGGCGGCUUGCCAUGCAAGGCAGGGCACCAUUAUUUGUUCCAUGCACCCCCAAAGGUUGCAUAGAGUUGCUGACUCGGUCCGGCAUUAAGAUUGAAGGUAAACGAGCAGUACUUGUUGGCUGAAGCAAUAUUGUUGGAACCCCUGCUGCCCUUCUGUUACAGAGGCAUAGUGCAACUGUGAGCAUUGUGCACUCCAGGACCAAGAAUCCAGCAGAAAUCACAAGGGAGGCAGAUAUUGUCAUCGCGACUGUUGGAGUUGCAAACUUAGUGAGGGGCAACUGGAUAAAGCCUGGUGCUGCAGUGAUUGAUGUUGGGAUUAAAGCUGUGGAUGAUCCAACCAGUCAACGAGGAUAUCGGCUGCUGGGUGAUGUAUAUUAUGAAGAGGCAUGCAAGAUUGCUUCAGCUAUAGCUCCAGUUCCUGGAGGAGUGGGCCCGAUGACCAUUGCUAUGCUUCUAUCAAAUACCCUUUGACUCUGCAAAAAGUUUGCACAACUUCCAUUAAAGUGUGAUGGGUCUGCACGUAAAGUUUUCCGCGCUCUUGAGUGUAUUGUAACAUCGGUUUGCCUAUUUAAUGUUUGUUAUACAUCGAUACUGUUUUAAGUGUUCAGAAAUUCAGUUGAGAAAUAUAUGAAAAUGGUGAUCUGAAAAUUUUGUUGCGAAUUAAUUUGAAAUGAAA